Messenger RNA from Phacochoerus africanus (Common warthog), 4502 nucleotides. It is a transcript of the gene COG3, whose product is annotated as component of oligomeric golgi complex 3. The transcript is spliced from 23 exons. Gene Ontology annotation, biological process: intracellular protein transport; intra-Golgi vesicle-mediated transport; Golgi organization. Gene Ontology annotation, cellular component: membrane; COG complex; cis-Golgi network. NCBI's taxonomy places the organism in Eukaryota, Metazoa, Chordata, Mammalia, Artiodactyla, Suidae. The record is from RefSeq and is a predicted model, not a curated record. Bases 136 to 2625 code for a protein of 829 amino acids.
AGGGGUGUUCUGGCUUGCCCCGCCCCGGCGCCGGUGCCCUGCUGGAAGGCCUGGCUCUCCCGGAAGUGGCCCGGGCCUCUCUCUGUUGGGGUCCCCACCUCCCUGCUGCUGCUGCGGGCCGCAGGGGGGGCAGCUAUGGCGGAGGCGGCGCUGCUGCUGCUGCCAGAGGCGGCAGCGGAGCGGGAUGCACGGGAGAAGCUGGCCCUCUGGGAUGGAAGACUGGACACUACGGCGCCGCUGACGGACCGGCAGACAGACUCUGUGCUGGAGCUGAAGGCGGCGGCCGAGGACCUGCCUGUGCCGACCGAGCUCCCAAUUGAGGACUUGUGCAGUUUAACAACCCACUCGCUGCCCAUUGCACAGACUUCAGUAGUGCCCGAAUCUACGGAAGACAUUCUCUUGAAGGGAUUUGCCUCCUUAGAAAUGAAAGAUGAAAGAAUCGAAACUGCACAGCAGUUUUUCUCAUGGUUUGCAAAGCUACAAACUCAGAUGGAUCAGGAUGAAGAAAGUAAAUAUAGACAGAUGAGGGAUUACUUGUCUGGGUUUCAGGAGCAGUGUGAUGCUAUAUUGAAUGACGUCAACAGUGCUCUUCAGCAUCUGGAAUCAUUGCAGAAACAGUAUCUUUUUGUGUCCAAUAAGACAGGAGCCCUCCACGAAGCCUGUGAACAGCUGCUGAAAGAACAGUCCGAACUUGUUGAGCUGGCUGAAAACAUUCAACAAAAGCUUUCCUAUUUUAAUGAAUUGGAAACUAUUAACACAAAAUUGAAUUCUCCCACAUUGUCUGUGAAUAGUGAAGGAUUUAUACCUAUGCUGGCCAAGUUAGAUGAUUGUAUAACAUACAUAUCAUCUCAUCCAAAUUUUAAAGAUUAUCCUAUAUAUUUACUGAAGUUUAAGCAAUGCCUUUCUAAAGCUUUGCAACUCAUGAAGACAUACACUGUGAAUACACUACAGAACCUCACAAAUCAAUUAUUAAAAAGGGAUCCUUCAUCCGUACCGAAUGCAGACAAUGCCUUCACACUAUUUUAUGUGAAAUUUCGAGCUGCUGCCCCCAAAGUCAGAACUCUCAUUGAACAAAUAGAACAACGAUCUGAAAAAAUACCUGAAUACCAGCAACUGCUUAAUGACAUCCACCAGUGUUACCUUGAUCAGCGGGAGCUCCUCUUGGGUCCUAGUAUUACUUGCACUGUAACAGAGUUAACCAGCCAGAAUAAUAGAGAUCACUGUGCCUUGAUUCGCAGUGGCUGUGCCUUUAUGGUUCAUGUCUGCCAGGAUGAGCAUCAACUUUACAAUGAAUUUUUCACAAAACCAACAUCAAAAUUAGAUGAACUUUUGGAGAAACUGUGUAUGUCAUUGUAUGAUGUCUUCAGGCCGCUCAUCAUUCAUGUUAUUCACUUAGAAACUCUAUCGGAACUUUGCGGGAUUCUGAAAAAUGAGGUGCUUGAAGAUCACGUACAGAACAAUGCUGAGCAGCUUGGGGCAUUUGCAGCUGGAGUGAAGCAGAUGUUGGAAGAUGUACAAGAGCGACUUGUCUACCGAACCCACAUCUACAUUCAGACAGACAUCACGGGCUACAAACCCGCUCCUGGGGAUCUGGCCUAUCCUGAUAAGUUAGUCAUGAUGGAGCAAAUUGCCCAGAGUUUAAAAGAUGAGCAAAAGAAGUUACCUUUAGAAGCUUUGUUUUCAGAUGUUCGGUUAGAAGAAGCAGAACCUCGUAAUAGUCUAACAAAAUCUGGUUCAACCGACUCUCUCAAUCCUAGACCACAGACCACAAUUUCUCCAGCAGAUCUUCAUGGCAUGUGGUAUCCUACAGUUCGACGAACUCUCGUCUGUCUCUCCAAAUUGUACAGAUGCAUAGAUAGGGCAGUGUUCCAAGGAUUAUCACAGGAGGCCUUGUCUGCCUGCAUUCAGUCCUUACUUGGAGCAUCAGAGUCUAUCAGCAAAAACAAGACUCAGAUUGAUGGACAGCUUUUCUUAAUAAAGCACCUUUUGAUUCUUCGUGAACAAAUCGCUCCAUUUCACACUGAAUUCACCAUUAAGGAAAUUUCCCUGGACCUCAAGAAAACUAGAGAUGCAGCAUUUAAAAUCCUGAAUCCUAUGACUGUUCCAAGAUUUUUUAGGCUGAAUAGCAACAAUGCCUUGAUAGAGUUCUUGUUGGAGGGUACUCCCGAGAUACGAGAGCAUUAUCUCGACUCUAAGAAAGACGUGGACCGUCACCUGAAGGCAGCCUGCGAGCAGUUUAUCCAGCAACAGUCCAAACUGUUUGUAGAGCCGCUGGAGGAGUUCCUGACAAAGGUUUCGGCAUUAAAAGCAAUGGCCAGUCAGGGAGGACCCAAGUACACGCUCUGUCAGCAGCCUUGGGCACAACCAGCAAAGGUCAGUGACCUUGUGGCAAGUGCCUACAAGACAAUAAAAGCGAAGUUGCCCCUGACCUUGAGAAGCAUGUCACUGUACCUAUCCAAUAAAGAUACGGAGUUCAUCUUGUUUAAACCUGUUAGGAAUAAUAUUCAGCAAGUCUUCCAGAAGUUCCAUGCGUUGUUAAAGGAGGAGUUCAGCCCUGAAGAUGCCCAGAUCAUUGCGUGUCCUUCUAUGGAGCAGCUGAACCUCCUACUGUCAGUUUCUAAAUAACCAGCCGUGGGGGCGCGCGUGGAAAAGGCCUGUGCAGCCUGCAGGGCACCGGACAAGUGUACAGGGCUGACUCGAGAACCACACGGCGGCUGCUCCGUGCUGACCGCAGACUGGAGUGGAAGCCAAGUGAGAAACGAUUGGGGUUUCCCUUUUAAGAAACAUCCAAAUGCCGAAGAUUAAUCUGCGAGCGCUGAUAACCGCCUCAUUUAAAUGGUCACGAGCAGUGUAAGUUUUUAAGAGGAAGCUAUGGUGGGCACGCCGGGUGAAAUGGUUCUUAGCAAAAAAAUGUGCAAUGAAAAUAGGUUACAAUAAAUAGUGCAAAAAACUUUACAGAAAAACAGCUCGUUAGAAAGCUUCUGAGUAUGGUUCGUUAAAGCGUGAAACACUGCAGUCCUCUUAACCACGGAGCAUUCCGCAGUGACCGGUUCUUUUGACUUCCGGAAACAUUCUUCCUCCACCCUCUUUAAUGUGACGUGUCUCCUGUCACUUUGAAGCUUAGUUUGGAGUAGAUUGGAUGCUUCUGAGAACACCUUCUGCUUUCCGGGGAGUUGAGGGUGUUCUCUUUCUGUGUGUUCGAUGUGAGUAGCUUCGGGCUGCCAGGACCGCGGGGCAGGUCCCGGGAUCUGUCGGGGGCGGAUGGCUUAGGCGCAGAGCGUUCAGUGGCAGGUGGGGAGCUGCAGCCUCCGGGUGGCGGAUACGUGCCCUGUCCUUCAGGAGAAUCUGGGGGGUACCGUUUGUGAGGCGGGGGUACCACUUCAGGCGCCUCAGUCUGGCCCAGAAAGGAGGCAGGAAGCCUGAUGAGCUGUGAGUCCCAGGCAUGAAAGCGAGGGCUCCCAGCUCCCUGCCCACCGCCUUCGCUCUCCUGGUGCUUUGAAAAGCGCACCCUUUCAUGUCCUGCGCAUUCGCCGGGGCGCUGCCUCGGGGCUCCCCAGCCCCGCCACGGCAGCGGGACACGUUUCCCAACAAAGACAAGCGAGGCGCGGACCUCCCAUCCCUUAACGUUGGCCACACGGUUGCAGGGACCGCCCAGUACAUUAGACGCAUCCCCGAGCUCUGCAGAUGCCUGCGUCCCGACUGCACUGGCUUUGUCUUCGAUGUUAGAGUAAAUGGCACCUGCUUUUUGGUUCACAAGGAAUUUCGAGUUAUUCAGACACUAGUUUAGAGAUGGAACCCUGGCCGACAAGGGCCCUGGGAUGUAGCCAGCAGACCCCAUUCUGCGUGACUGGCGUUUCGACACCCUCCACGUGUACAUAGGUUCCAUAUCGUCACGUCGGUCAUUUUCAACAGGUCACUUGUUUUUCAGCUCCGUUUAACUUGGUGAUGGAUGUUGCUCACUAGAGCUUAAGAGUCUCUAUUUCGGGGGAGGUGGAAGGUAAAGAGGGUCCAUGUUCAUUCUUGGAGAGGAAAUGAAUGAAUUAGGAACGUUAUAUCUACUUCCACUUACUAUUUUAAAUAUACGUUUAACGAAAUAAACUGUAAGAUACUCGCUUUUGUAUAUUCUGUGUACAUUUGAUUUUUAAAUAGCCUUUCCAAAGAAAUGAGGGCAUGAUUAUUGUAUAAUACUGUGACAGAUUUAAUUUGAUGUACAGAGCAGAGUGUGUUCUUAAAGAUAAAAAUAUUUCACAGCACUCGUUCUUGUGCUUUGAAUCUUUUAUUUCCGAAACACUCAAACACCUUACAAAAGUACUGAGUAGAUAGUAGUGAUCCAAUUUGUUUGCUAAAUGAUUGUUUAAAUCUGUACAGUUUCAAGUGUUUACUUAUACAAAGAGUGUACAUACUUUCAAAUAAUUAAUUUAAAAUGCUUUAUAUUAUUUGGCUAGAAAUUGCUGUUUUUAAUAAAUGUGAAUUUUUUUAAAAAUAAAGAUUUUUGCUUCCUA